AUGCGCUUUUUACAGAGAUCAUUGAAGUUUUUGAAUUUAAAGAGUCGGCAUUUUCUUGAACUUCAAUUUUUUAAAUCCAAAUGGUGUUCCUUUACAACGCCUUAUAUUUUGCAAAAAACAAAGUUUUCAACAAGAUCUCCUAUAUAUAAAUAUAGUAUAGUUGAUAAAGAAUUAAGUGAAAGACUUACUUCAGAGAUACAACUUGAAAUUUCAUCAGUAAAAGAAGUUCCAGAAAAUAUAAAAACAUUUAUGGAUAACAACCUAUUUGAAAUUAAUGACCAUGAAGAUAGUAAUGAAGUAGAACUUGUUCGUCAGUUUAAAAAUGAAAAGAUUAGUGUAUCUUUUUCUAUCUCAGAUAUUAAUAAUCUUGAAUCAGAGGAUGAAUAUUAUCAGGAAAAUGAAAACGAAUCAAUGCAAAAUAAUACAUUAAAUACAAAGGAUGAUUUGCCUCAAUUCAAUAAAGAUGAUUCUACAUAUAGUUUUCCUGUUAAGUGCAACAUUACUAUUACAAAACCUAAGUUAGGCACAUUAGCAUUAGACGCAGUUACACAAGAUGGAGUUUUUAUGAUAGACAAUAUAUUAUAUUAUAAAAAUGAUGAUCUUGCAUUGACUCAAACAGCAGAAGCAGAUUGGCAAAGGCGAGGUAUAUAUAUGGGCCCUUCUUUUCAAAGUUUAAAUGAAGAUAUUCAAGUGAUGUUUGAACGCUAUUUAGAAGAACGGGGAAUAAAUACAUCAUUGGCUUUAUUUAUUCCCGAAUAUGUUAGUUACAAAGAACAAAAAGAAUAUCUCAAUUGGCUUCAAAAUGUAAAAAGAUUCAUUAAUGCAUGAUUAAAUACAAGU
This is a messenger RNA of Pneumocystis murina B123, 840 nucleotides long. RefSeq lists its product as hypothetical. The record is from RefSeq and is a predicted model, not a curated record. Gene Ontology annotation, biological process: cytosolic ribosome assembly. Lineage: Eukaryota; Fungi; Ascomycota; Pneumocystomycetes; Pneumocystales; Pneumocystaceae. The transcript is spliced from 7 exons. Gene Ontology annotation, cellular component: mitochondrial matrix. The coding region runs from base 1 to 828 and encodes 275 amino acids.